CUCUUACGUUGCUGAGAAACAGCUGGUAAACAAUAGGUUAUGAAGUCUUGGGCUGCCCAUAAACAGUAUAAAAAGUGUUAAAAGAGCUGUGUGAGAAAGAAUGGCUUUCUGGAAGUCAAAUGUUCCUAGAUUUCAGGAAAACAUUAGCUCUGCACCCCCUCCAACGAAGUAUGCGCCAAAGAGCAACAUCACAGUGAAGGGAUGUGUCUCAUACGACAAGCAGGCGAUGGCCCGCUUUGAUGCGGGGCAAUGCCAAACCGCAGAUAAAUAUGGAAAAAUGACCACGAGAAACGGUACAUAUAGCGUGAGGUCGAGUAAAGUAAGAAGUGAAAUAGAGAGAAAUAAAGGAACAUCUUCUACGAGAAAGAAACGGAAUAUCAUAAAGCCUGCAGUGAAACAAAAAUUGUCUAAAGAACAGUCAAAGAGUACAUCUAGCCUGACCUCGGGGAAACGCAGCAGUGAAAUAAAGAGAGAAAUCAGAAAUCCUGCAUCGAAAGAACAGUCAAAGAGUACAUCUAGCCUGAACUCGAGGAAAGGAAGCAGUCAAAUAAAGAGAGAAAUCAGAAAUCCUGCAUCGAAAGAAAAAUUAUCUAACGAACAGGCUCUGCACCCCCUCCAACGAAGUAUGCGCCAAAGGCCAACAUCGCAGUGA
Molecule: messenger RNA, 652 nt
Organism: Zootermopsis nevadensis
Lineage: Eukaryota; Metazoa; Arthropoda; Insecta; Blattodea; Termopsidae
Source: RefSeq, a predicted model, not a curated record